AGCUAGUGUUUCGCGGGUGAUUUUGGUGUUUUCUUGUAACUUAACUAACGUAUUUCAAAUUUGGUUCUUAUCUUCCUUAUAUCAUUGGUAAAAAAAAAACUGACACAGAUAAAGAAAUUGCUACUUCACACACUCGUACAAUAGCUCCUCAAUUAGCUAGCUAGCUAACGUUACGCGUACCAGAUCUGAAGCAGGUAACGUUAGCAAGCUAGGCUAACGUAAAAUAGCUUAACUUUUGGGUUGUUUGUAGUGUGGUCUCCCAGAGGAUAAAACCCAUCCACCGUGAUGUCUCUUAGCGCUGUUCACGGAACGCUGUCGAGCCUGCGGUCAUGUCAGACAGACAUCAGGACGGGAAUGGACAUAGUGUCAGAUGUGGCUAUGGACCUGGUGGAAACUCAGGGUCAGGAUGGAGAGUUGAACCCUGGCAUCAAAGAGAUGGAGGCCAUGAUCCUGGAGUGUGCCAAACUGGACAGAGAGAUUAACUACUUUGUUGAUAUUGUGCAACAAGUCACAGCAGAGAAUACCACACAGCAGCCAGAGGCUAUGUUCAGCCUGUCUGCCAAAGUAAAGGAGAAGUUCACAGAGAGAAUAGACGGGCUCUCUGAUGCUGAUCUGCAGAAUCACAAGAAAGUAGUGGCCUUCAAGGACAUCAUCAAGAACUCUCUCAACCAAGCCAACCAAGAGUCAGCAGAGAACACGGAGGAGCUCGAUGAAGACAUUGCAGUUACACAGAGCCAAGUCAACUUCACCUGCCCACUCACACAGGUGGAAAUGGUGAACCCGAUGAAGAAUAAGAAGUGUAACCACCACUAUGAUGAAGCAGCCAUACUGGGCCUGAUCAAAGCAAGACACAGCCAGAAAAAGAAAUGCCGCUGUCCUGUGGUGGGCUGUGGGAAUACAGAUGUGAAACAGUGCGAUCUGAUUCAGGAUGCCAUGCUGAGAAGAAAGAUCCAGAGCCAAAAGAGAUACAGCAACCGGACAUAGUAUAUAUUUUUUUUUUUAAGUUUGUAUUGGCAGAACCUUUUGAUCAUAAACCUAUGCCAUGGUAUUUAUUUGUUAAUGAUCAACGGGUUAUGUUGUUGGCAAUAAUUUGAGACAGUUGUUUUUAUCAGUACUCAGUUGGAAAAUGUACUUUUCAUUCUGAGAUUUGUACCUCAGAAGUGAUGACUUGUUUGUAUUUCAGCUGGAGCUUUUUUGUGUACUCCAGUCUUGUUGAAUGUAAAUAAAAGCCACUGACCUUUCAUAAA
This is a messenger RNA of Etheostoma spectabile (orangethroat darter), 1247 nucleotides long. It is a transcript of the gene nsmce2, whose product is annotated as NSE2 (MMS21) homolog, SMC5-SMC6 complex SUMO ligase. The transcript is spliced from 7 exons. The record is from RefSeq and is a predicted model, not a curated record. Gene Ontology annotation, molecular function: zinc ion binding; SUMO ligase activity. Lineage: Eukaryota; Metazoa; Chordata; Actinopteri; Perciformes; Percidae. Gene Ontology annotation, biological process: protein sumoylation; double-strand break repair via homologous recombination. Bases 286 to 984 code for a protein of 232 amino acids. Gene Ontology annotation, cellular component: Smc5-Smc6 complex; nucleus.